AUAAACAAUUUGAAUUCUUCCUUAGAGUAGUUUUUUAUCAAACAAAAACUUUUUUUAAUAGUGUGAAAAAUCUGAUAGAGUUUCUAAAAAUGCCUUCCCCUCCAUAAAGAAUACGGGAACAGCUGAUUGGUGUAAACAAACCGCUCAUAUAAACUAUUUCCUUUAUAAAUUGCUUAUUACAAAAUGCACCUCAAUGAAAAGACGAAAAUACUGGGUCGCAGGGUCAUCCUGGUUCCCUACGAGGCCCGCCACGUGCUGAAAUACCACGAGUGGAUGAGCAACGAGGAACUCCGGCAGUUGACCGCCUCCGAGGAGCUCACUUUGGACGAGGAGUACGCGAUGCAGAGGAGCUGGCGGGAGGACGACGAUAAGCUGACCUUCAUCAUCCUGGAUGCGGAGAUGUACUCCCGCGAGCAGGACGAGAUUGCCGCCAUGGUGGGGGACACCAAUAUCUUCCUCCACCGAGAUCCGGAUAGCGACCUCCUGGUGGCCGAGGCGGAGAUCAUGAUUGCGGAACCCGGCGCGAGGGGCAAGGGACUCGGCCGGGAAGCCAUGCUCCUCAUGCUCCAGUACGCCCAGUCCCAGCUGAAACUGGACAAGUUCGAGGUCAAGAUCGACAUGGAUAACUCCACUUCGCUGCAUUUAUUCGAGAGCUUUAGGUUUGUGGAGACGGCUCGCGUGGAGGUCUUUCACGAGGUCACCCUGGAGCGGUCCAUCACUCCGGAUUGGAUCAGCUGGCUGGACCAGCAGGGGGAGCUACGGAUCGAAAGCUAUUAGGGGCUCAGUGCCCAGUUUUGUUGGACUCUUGGCAAUAAAUUAAUUUUACAUUUUACUAUAAA
Drosophila biarmipes is the source of this 839-nucleotide messenger RNA. Its product is annotated as alpha/beta-tubulin-N-acetyltransferase 9. The record is from RefSeq and is a predicted model, not a curated record. Bases 184 to 777 code for a protein of 197 amino acids. NCBI's taxonomy places the organism in Eukaryota, Metazoa, Arthropoda, Insecta, Diptera, Drosophilidae. Gene Ontology annotation, molecular function: N-acetyltransferase activity. The transcript has a single exon. Gene Ontology annotation, biological process: protein acetylation.